CAGAAAUUUCUUCUUUGAAAUUCAAGAUGGCGGAGCCCUCAGACAGCGGUUCAAAUAUAAAAUCGGCAAGAGAGACUAUAGAAGGUUUGAAAUGAGGUUUUUCUUGUUUAUUUUAUGAAAUAUCUGUACUGGCGAUUAUUGUACACAAGAUUUAGGCUCCAAAGUUGUAUAAUUUUUGUGUGUUUGUCCAAAAAUAAUGGCUAUAAAGUGUCGAGAUUUUGAGUUAAUAUUUAAUAAAAAAUACACAAUUAUGAUGUGUUUGUUACGGUAGAAGGUACGUUCAGUACUUUCUAGCUGUGAUAAACUUCACGUUUUAAUGAUGCUGUAGUAGUAUUACAGUAUAUUCCUUUAUACUGGUCAUUACAGAAUGUACAAAAUCUUGCGGAAAUUGUCAAGAGGUCUGGUAACGAGUGAUUUACACUACACAACGUUUGUCUAAAACUGUCGCAUGCAACCUGCUUACAACUCGAGUUGUACUGUGUAAAUCAAGCACACAACUUUAAGAAUCUUGUGUUUUGUCAUAUGUGCUGAAGAUUCCACAAACUGACACAAGUUUUUAAUCUAGUCCCCCCCUGCAAUCUGACCUGUUGUAGUGUUGAAGGCAAAAACGUUGUUUGCUUAUUAAGCUCCCUAUUCUAGUCUCUGGAUGUGGUUACCUAAUCAAUAUUCUUCCUGUAUCUCUAGUGUUGAUGGAAAUGAGUAACUUAUUAAACACUGGUUUGGAUUCUGAGACGCUUGUGUUGUGUGUGAAACUCUGUGAGGCUGGAGUGAACCCCGAGGCCUUGGCGUCUGUUAUCAGAGAACUGAGACGAGAGAGCGCUGCAGUUAAGGUAAAGCAAUGCACUGACUGAUGCCACAGACAGAUCUGUCUAUCGCCCGUAAUCUAAAAGCUCACUCACACUCAAUGAGUGGAGGUUCAAUCUGAGCUUCUCUUGAGUGUUAAUGCUGUUUUUGAAUAGCUGGAGGGUUAGUGUCAUACCUUACUAUGUGACUACUAACCCUCCAGCUAUUCAAAAACAGCAUUGACACUCAAGAGAAGCUCAGAUUGAACCUCCACUCAUUGAGUGUGAGUGAGCUUUUAGAAUACGGGCGUAUGUGUAUAAAUUUCGCCUAGACUAUUUUAUCUUUAUAUUACAACAAUUGUGAUAUUACUUUCUUAACUGUGUUUAUCCUAACCCACCCUGUCAGCUUUCCCUGUGGGAUGAAACCAGAGCACCCGGAGAAAACCCAGACUCUUUUCACAUAGCGAGAAUCAAACCCACCAUCUCAGAGGUGAGAGGGGCUUGCGUCACCGAAGCCCUAUUUUGACUAUUAGUAUUAGACUUAAAUUCAUGAAUCCCAAAUGUUUGACAAAAAUUGUCUAUAUUUUUUAGGCUAACGAACAAAGCAAAUAACUCAGUCAAUUACUAGACCAGACAGCCGUUGAGAAAUGAAACUUUGUAAAAGAGAAUCAGAUGUAAAUAGAUAGUUAUUCUAAGUAUUAAAUAAAACAUUUUUCAACUUUACCUUGUAUCCACUUGUAUUGAAGCUUUCUGGCGAAAGGCAAGUCUCUUUUUGCUUGUUGCUGCUUUUUUAAAACGGAAAGGCCGCUUCACACUACACAAUUUUUGCCUGAAACUGUCGCAUACAACCUGCUUACAACUUGAGUUGUACUGUGUAAAUCAAGCAUACAACUUACUUACGUU
Molecule: messenger RNA, 1685 nt
Organism: Paramuricea clavata
Lineage: Eukaryota; Metazoa; Cnidaria; Anthozoa; Malacalcyonacea; Plexauridae
Source: the annotation of a GenBank genome assembly